GACUGAGGGGAAAGUGCAUACGCUGAUCCUUCGAGAGGCUAUAAAAGCUCUCGGAAUCGUCGAAGUAAUGAAUCUAUUUUCUCAUCAGCGAAGAUGUUACCUCAUCUGAGAAUGUUGUACAACGCCUGCGGGCUCGCUUUUUUGUUGAUGUUAGCACAGUCCGCUCAAUCGCAUACCGUCGAGAGCCGUAACAAUGGAGGGGCAGCAAGCGGCCGCCAGCGGAUCAGCCUUAACGCGGGCUGGCGCUUCGAGCGUUUUACGUCCAAUCCCGACGCUCUGUCGUACGACUUGCUAAAGCAAUGGAUUCUCCCUUCGGGUAACGACUUCAUUAGCGGCACGAAGCAUGAGCUUCCCUCGGGGACUCCUCCGGGUGGUAACAUCAGCUAUGUGCAGGAUUCCUUUGAUGACAAAUCCUGGGAGGCCGUUGAUGUUCCCCAUGACUGGGCCAUCAAGGGGCCUUUCAAUGCUCCAGGGAUUUCGGGCGAGAUGGGGCGCUUGCCCUCGAAUGGAGUUGGCUGGUACCGUCGGAGUGUGACGCUUACCGCGCAGGACAUCGCUGCUGGCAGGUCGACCUUCCUAGACAUUGACGGUGCCAUGUCGUACUCGGCUGUGUGGGUCAAUGGUUAUCUCGUCGGUGGGUGGCCAUACGGGUAUAACUCGUUCCGACUGGAUCUCACCGGACAUCUUAAGGCAGGCAGCAACCUGAUUGCAAUUCGCCUCGACAAUGCCCUAGACUCUUCGCGCUACUACCCAGGCGCUGGUAUUUACCGUAACAUUUGGCUUAUCAAGGCCGAUGCAACACAUGUGGGCCAGUUCGGCACGUUUAUCAGGACACCAGCUGUCUCCAAGAAAUCGGCCUCUCUUCAGUUGACUGUCGAGGUCGAGAAUCAAAGAAGCACUAGCCAAAAAGUCACCAUAAGCACCAAGGUUUAUGAAUAUGACCCACUUACUAAGAAAGCCAAAGGCAAAGCGGUGGGUACAUUUUCAGACGUAACAGUCGACGUUGCAGCGGGAGGCAAAGCAUCCGCAGAUAGCUCAGCAACUGUGAAGAACCCAAAGCUAUGGGGGCCAGCGCCUGCACAGAAGCCGAACAUGCACGUCGCGAUAACAACUCUGUCCGUCGGCGGGAUGAAGAUUGACACCUAUGAGACUAAGUUUGGUAUCCGUUCUGUAGUCCAUGACGCUACUAAGGGUGUCUUGAUCAACGAUGAGGCGGUCCGCAUCCAGGGAACCUGCAACCACCACGAUCUAGGCUCCUUGGGAGCUGCUUUCAACAUCCGUGCCGGUGAGAGACAAUUGCAAAUGCUGCAAGAGAUGGGCGGCAACGCUCUCCGCACGUCGCACAACCCACCUGCACCUGAACUGCUUGAUUUAUCCGAUCGGUUGGGCAUGAUAGUCCUAGAUGAAAUAUUCGACACCUGGAGUACCCAAAAGAAGAGCCACGACUUCCAUUUAAUAUUUCCAGACUGGCAUGAGCCUGAUCUUCGCGCCUUUAUUCGACGUGAUCGGAACCACCCUUCUGUCAUUUCCUGGAGUAUCGGUAACGAGAUUCCAAAUCAGUCAGAUCCAGCCACAGGAAAGAUAGCCCAGGAGCUGCGCAAUAUAGUGCGUGAGGAGGACUUAACUCGGCCGGUGACCCAGGGGAUGAACAACGCCAAGGCUGCGGACCUUACAGCUCAGACGAUGGACAUCGAAGGCUUGAACUACCAGGGCGAAGGCCACGGUGCCGAUACGUCAAGCACAUUCCCAAGCUUCCGUGUAGCUUUCCCAGACAAGUUGAUAUACACCAGUGAGUCGGCCUCGACGGUUAGUUCCCGCGGAAUUUACGUCUUCCCGGUCACAAAAGAAAACAAUGCAGUCUUCGGCCCUAAUUCGGGUGAGGACGUUGAGGCGAGACACCUCAGUGACUACGGGUUAUACGAGCCUUCGUGGGGAGCCUCGCCCGACAAGGUAUUUGCCGCACAAGACGAACACCCAUAUGUUGCCGGCGAGUACGUCUGGACCGGCUGGGACUAUGUCGGCGAGCCAACGCCCUUCGACACCUCGCGAAGCUCCUACUUCGGGAUCAUCGACAUGGCUGGCUUCAAGAAAGAUCGCUUCUUUCAGUACCAAUCGAGAUGGCGCUCUGACUUCCCCAUGGCGCAUAUCCUUCCCCACUGGACGUGGCCCGACCGCGUUGGCCUGGUCACUCCGGUCCACGUAUUCUCGGCUGCAGACGAAGCUGAGCUCUUCGUGAACGGCAAGUCGGCAGGGCGGGUCAAGCCUGCAAAAUCCUCCAACAGAUUCCGAUGGGAUGAUGUGGUCUACCAGCCUGGCGACCUCCGCGUUGUCACCUACAAGAACGGGAAGAAGUGGGCGGUGGAUACCAAGAGGACGGUUGGCAGCGCCGCAAAGCUAGCUAUCUCGGCUGAUCGUUCCGCCAUCGGCCUCGACAACGACCUCUCCUUCAUCAGCAUUGCGGUUGUUGACAGCAAAGGGGAUACUGUUCCACAGGCAAGCAACAGCAUCACCUUUUCCAUUUCUGGCCCUGGCACGAUUGUCUCUACCGACAAUGGCGACCCGACAGAUAUGACUGCCUUCCCGUCUCUGACGCGGAAAGCGUUUAGCGGCCACGCCCUUGCUAUCGUGCGCGCUACGGGCGCGGGAGCUAUUACUGUUUCCGCCACGGCCGACGGUAUUACAGGGGCAAAGGUGACGCUGAAGGCUCGUUAG
Pseudogymnoascus verrucosus is the source of this 2712-nucleotide messenger RNA. RefSeq lists its product as uncharacterized. Gene Ontology annotation, molecular function: hydrolase activity, hydrolyzing O-glycosyl compounds. Gene Ontology annotation, biological process: carbohydrate metabolic process. Bases 94 to 2712 code for a protein of 872 amino acids. The transcript has a single exon. The record is from RefSeq and is a predicted model, not a curated record. NCBI's taxonomy places the organism in Eukaryota, Fungi, Ascomycota, Leotiomycetes, Thelebolales, Thelebolaceae.